Messenger RNA from Gossypium raimondii (Peruvian cotton), 1228 nucleotides. Its product is annotated as vesicle-associated membrane protein 714. Gene Ontology annotation, biological process: vesicle-mediated transport. Bases 281 to 943 code for a protein of 220 amino acids. The transcript is spliced from 4 exons. NCBI's taxonomy places the organism in Eukaryota, Viridiplantae, Streptophyta, Magnoliopsida, Malvales, Malvaceae. Gene Ontology annotation, cellular component: membrane. The record is from RefSeq and is a predicted model, not a curated record.
AAAAUCAAUAUAUCCAACGAAUGAUUUUUAAUUGAAGUCAAUUUCGGUUUUUUUUUUUUUCAAUUAUUCCGUGGAUUUUCUUUUAUAAAUUAAUUAUAUUUGCUCAAUUAAUUUUUAUUUUCCAGCAGGCAAAAUUCCCAGUUUGGUUCAACUCGUCCCAAAACAAAGUUUCUUUUAAGACUAAUCCCCAAAAAUUUCGCAUAAAAUACCUCUUCGUUGCCGCCUCCGCCAUCUAAUUUAGCUUUGAAAUCAGUGAAAAAAAGAAGAAGGAAGGUUCUCGAUGGCGAUUCUUUACGCCGUGGUGGCUCGAGGCACGGUGGUUCUAGCGGAGUUCAGUGCCGUAACGGGGAACACCGGUGCGGUGGCACGACGGAUCCUCGAGAAACUCCCGCAAGAAGCCGAUUCAAGACUCUGUUUAUCGCAGGAUCGAUAUAUCUUUCAUAUACUUAGAUCGGAUGGCCUCACUUUCCUCUGUAUGGCUAAUGAUACCUUUGGAAGGAGAGUUCCAUUUUCGUACUUGGAGGAUAUUCACAUGAGGUUCAUGAAAAAUUAUGGUAGAGUGGCUCGUUAUGCACCAGCAUACGCGAUGAAUGAUGAGUUCUCACGGGUAUUGCAUCAACAAAUGGAGUUUUUCUCCAGUAGUCCAAGUGCAGAUACUCUCAAUCGUGUUAGAGGUGAAGUGGGUGAGAUACGUUCAAUCAUGGUGGAAAACAUUGAGAAGAUACUCGAGAGAGGUGACAGGAUUGAGCUUCUUGUUGACAAAACUGCUACAAUGCAGGAUGGUGCAUUUCACUUCAAGAAACAGUCUAAACGCCUUCGUCAAGCACUUUGGAUGAAAAAUGCCAAACUCUUGGCCAUGCUAACAUGCUUGAUCGUGCUGAUACUCUACCUAAUAAUUGCUGCUUGCUGUGGUGGUAUCACUCUACCAUCAUGCAGAUCCUGAGUGACGCACUCACUGGUUUAAAUUCCUCUACUAAGGAUUAUUUUAUGCAAGUUUGUUCCAAUAGUUCAUCUGUUUCGAGUUCGGUUUUGAGGAAUAUUUGUAAACAUAGUGUUUAUUACGAUACUGCUCUAGAAUCCCAGCAAAAUAUCUAUAUAGUUCACAACUCUUCCUGCACCUCACCACCUAGAUAUUGUAAUCUCGGAAGAAUGAGUUGCCAUUAAAGUUGCUGUGGAUCAUCUUUGUAUUCUGUAAAUGCAUGGAAUGUAUGUAGUAGUGAAUUUUUUA